CGAAGAGUAAACGACCUUUCUUUCCCCUUCGCUUCUUCCCCAUCUGAGUUCUAUCGAUCGAUCGAGAGAGAAAGAGAGAGGAGAAGAGGAAGAAGUGGAGAAGGCCCUAAUGGCGGUGGUCUCGGCUCUGGCGAAAUACAAGUUGGUGUUCUUGGGGGACCAGUCGGUGGGGAAGACCAGCAUCAUCACUCGGUUCAUGUACGACAAGUUCGACACCACUUAUCAGGCCACCAUCGGCAUUGAUUUUCUAUCCAAAACAAUGUACCUUGAAGACCGUACAGUUCGUCUGCAGCUCUGGGACACUGCAGGACAGGAGAGAUUUAGAAGCCUUAUUCCAAGCUACAUUAGAGACUCCUCUGUUGCAGUUAUCGUUUAUGAUGUAUCUAAUCGGCAAUCAUUUUUAAGCACUUCAAAGUGGAUCGAGGAAGUGCAUACAGAACGAGGCGGUGAUGUUAUCAUAGUUCUUGUUGGAAAUAAGACGGAUCUUGUUGACAAAAGACAAGUCUCGACAGAAGAAGGAGAAGCAAAAGCUCGUGAAGUCGGAGUAAUGUUCAUCGAAACUAGUGCAAAGGCUGGCUUCAACAUCAAGCCUUUGUUCCGCAAGAUUGCUGCAUCCCUUCCGGGGAUGGAGACACUCGCUUCUGCGAAACAGGAGGACAUGGUUGAUGUCAAUUUGAAGCCCACUGUCAGUUCACCAGAGACUCAGCAGCAAUCUGGAGGCUGCUCGUGCUGAAGAUAUAACCAGGUUUAAGUACUUGUUCAUUAACUAGGGGCUAAGAAUUCUUGUGUUCACCUAUGAAGGUUUUACAAUGACGUUAUACAAUGAGGGUUCUCUUGAUUGUAGCAUCUCUGUUGUUCCCCAUCCCGCACUUGUUCGUUUGUUUGAGGUGGAUAUCUUUGUGCAUACUCUUUUGAUUUUGUUAUUUUUAUUAUUAUUUCAAGAUAGAUAUUUGUUGUUUCUACAAAUUAAAUUAAAACUUUAUUUA
Molecule: messenger RNA, 986 nt
Organism: Musa acuminata subsp. malaccensis (wild Malaysian banana)
Lineage: Eukaryota; Viridiplantae; Streptophyta; Magnoliopsida; Zingiberales; Musaceae
Product: ras-related protein RABH1e
Biological process (GO): vesicle-mediated transport
Molecular function (GO): GTPase activity; GTP binding
Source: RefSeq, a predicted model, not a curated record